This is a messenger RNA of Ilex paraguariensis (yerba mate), 1200 nucleotides long. NCBI's taxonomy places the organism in Eukaryota, Viridiplantae, Streptophyta, Magnoliopsida, Aquifoliales, Aquifoliaceae. The record is from the annotation of a GenBank genome assembly.
CAGUCCACGUCAUCUACUCUUCUACAAUAUUUAACCGUUGCUUUGCUUAUUCUUCCACACACAAGCCAUCUCUGACAAAGAUACCAAGGUAAAGAAAUGGCCACAACUCUCUCGGUACGGCCCAACCGCGCCAUCAUCGGCCUUGACUCGGCCGGUUCGGUCCGGCCCAGACCUCGUUCUCGCCGGUCGUACACAACCCAUGUCGCAAAGAUGUUAAAGAAAGACCGUUCCUGGUGGGGGGUUGCGUUCAAUCCCUCCCGGCGCAAGUUAUCUACGGUCCUUUUAGCCGGCUCCAAAGCAGACGACUCCGCUCAGUUCGAUAUGUCCGUAGAGAACGCUUUGAAGCUGUUGGGUGUCUCAGAGGGAGCUUCUUUUGAUGAUAUACUCGGAGCUAAGAAUUCAAUUCUUGCUUCUUGUAAAGACGACCAAGAGGCGAUUGCACAGGUAGAGGCUGCAUAUGAUAUGUUGCUCCUGAAGAGCUUGUCACAGCGGAAAGCAGGAAAGGUUCUAAGUAGUAGCAUUCGUUAUGCUGAUGUUAAACCUGUGAAAGCUCCUGGGAUGGGAUCAAUGCCUCAGUGGUUGCAGGCUACAGUCAAGAGUCCACCCAUUUCAGUUGAAGCACCAUCUACUGGAGACUUAGGUGUACAAGCAGGAGUAUAUGGAGCUUUAAUGGUCUUAACAUAUGUCAAUGGAGCCUCUACAUCUUCUGCAGGGCCGUAUGCUGGUGCUGAUGUUCCUGGGCUGAUCUUGGCCACUAGUUUUGGGGCGUCCUUAUACUUCAUGAGCAAGAAGAAUGUUAAGUUAGGUAAGGCAACCUUAAUAACACUAGGAGGGCUUGUGGUUGGUGCAGUGAUGGGGUCAGUAGUUGAAAAUUGGUUGCAAGUCGAUAUUGUCCCAUUUCUCGGUAUACACUACCCUGCUACUGUUGUGAGCGAGUUUAUACUUUUCUCUCAACUUUUAGUCUCUCUUUAUGUAAGAUAGGACUAGGAAAAACUCUAAUUUUUGUUGAACUUGUAUGAUUCAAAGUUAUUCUUUUUGAAUUACCACGUAUGUGCAUCUUUAGAACCUAUACUUGCACAAGCACAAAUAUAAUGUUGUACAGCUUAAUUUGGUUGAGAUUUUGCUCUUGAACAUUUAUGGAGAUCAGCUAGUUUCAUUUUGGACCUUCUUCUUCUUCUUUUUGUUGUUGGCAAAUGAUUG